GCUAUCGGUCCCACUCUCCUCCAGCACCAUCAUCACCACACCUCGCCAUGGCACACUCCUCGGACAUGAACACGGAUGCCUCCGUCACCUCGUCGCCCACCAUGAGCUCGCCGAGGAAGCACGAGGACCAUGACCAGUGGAGCGUCAACUUGGAGACGCCGCGCGGGUGGAAGUACAAGCGCUGGCUCGGACUGCCAUAUCCUGCCUCGCCACAGUUUCAGCUUGUCUUGGUGGCCUUCAUCUGUUUCCUCUGUCCAGGCAUGUUCAACGCUAUCAACGGUCUCGGCGGCGGUGGGCAGGACUUUGCCAAUUCAAAAGCCAGCUCCGAUGCCAAUAGCGCCGUGUACGCUACUUUCGCUGUUGUCGGCUUCUUCUCCGGCACGAUCACCAAUAUGCUUGGUGUGAAGUUUGCGCUUUCCUUUGGUGGGAUUGGAUAUUCGGUCUAUGUCUCGGCGUAUCUCUGCUACAACCACACCAAAAACUACGGAUAUAUUGUCUUUGCUGGCUUCCUUCUUGGUUGCUGCGCUGGUAUUUUGUGGAGUGCACAGGGACAAAUCAUGAUGUCGUACCCGAACGAAGCAACCAAAGGACGCUACAUCUCCAUCUUCUGGAUCAUCUUCAACUUUGGUAGUGUCAUUGGAAGCUUGAUCCCUCUCGCGCAAAACAUCAACCGCGAGCCCACGACCCGCGUCAACGACUACACCUACAUCGCCUUUCUAAUCCUCACCCUCUUCGGCGCUAUCCUUGCCUGGACCCUCGUCGACGCCCGCCACGUUAUUCGCCCCGACGGAACCCGCAUCAUCCUGAUGAAGAACCCGACCUGGAAAUCCGAACUCCUCGGUCUUUGGGAGACCAUCUUCACCGACCCGUACAUCCUCUGCUUGUUUCCCAUGUUCUUCGCUUCGAACUGGUUUUACACUUAUCAAUUCAACGCCGUCAAUCUCGCGCGGUUCAACAUCCGAACGAGAAGCUUGAACAACACCGUCUACUGGAUCGCACAGAUCUUCGGCGCGAGUGUGUUCGGUUUCGCCUUGGACAUCGCUCGCCUGCGACGCACGACGAGAGCGAUGUUGGCGUGGGCGGUGCUGAUGGUAUUGACCAUGGCGAUCUGGGGCGGCGGGUACGCUUUCCAGAAGGGUUUCACGAGGCACGACGUCAACAAUGGCACGCCGGCGGAUAAGUCCGACGACUUUGUGGGUAUGGACUGGGAAGACGACGGGUAUUUGGGCCCGAUGUUCUUGUACAUUUUCUACGGGUUUUAUGAUGCGAGUUGGCAGACUUGUGUUUAUUGGUUCAUGGGCGCCAUGACCAACAACGGCCGCAAACUGGCCAAUUUCGCGGGGUUUUACAAGGGUAUUCAAUCGGCUGGCGCCGCCAUCAUCUGGGCGUUGGACUCCAAGGGCGUGCCGUACAUGCAUCUCUUCGUGUCGACUUGGGUGUUACUGGCGGGAAGUCUGAUUGUUGCGGCGCCGGUGAUGGUGUGGAAGAUCAAGGACACGGUGGCGCUGGAGGAGGAUUUGAGGUUCACGGAUGGAGCGACGGAGGAUGUUAUGCCGAGCCGGCUGUCGACGAACCAUCCCCGCCAGUCUGUGUGA
Messenger RNA from Zymoseptoria tritici IPO323, 1595 nucleotides. RefSeq lists its product as uncharacterized. Gene Ontology annotation, molecular function: transmembrane transporter activity. Gene Ontology annotation, biological process: transmembrane transport. The record is from RefSeq and is a predicted model, not a curated record. NCBI's taxonomy places the organism in Eukaryota, Fungi, Ascomycota, Dothideomycetes, Mycosphaerellales, Mycosphaerellaceae. Bases 48 to 1595 code for a protein of 515 amino acids. The transcript has 6 exons.